CUCACGACCGUCUACCUCUUGUGCAUGCUUGUUCUGCACGCUUAGUUUUUGCAGUCAGCGUGCACUGAUAGCACGCAAUUUUUAUCCGUUACUGGAAUAGUCACUCCUUCAAACCUGCCACUAUUUAAUUUUUUUUCCAACAUAAUUUUAUUAUGUACCACUUCUCAUGGCUUAAAGGUACAUAGUACCUAAGUAGGGAAUUCACAUCUGGGCCUUAAAAUGCUUCUAGGCCUUAUAAUGUUAUUUAUGUAACCGUACAUGUCGUGUGAUAUUAGUGUUUCUGUUCCUAAUAUCUCUCUCUGCCAGUAUUCUUAAAUUGGCGUACUGGGGUUCGUGUGGUUUUUAUAUAGAUUUUUUUUUUUAAAAAAACAUAUUUUUAUCCUUAUAAUUUUAUUAACGCUAUAUCACUGAUCCUAAUAAAGGUAAAGAUUUUCGCUGGUAUGUAAUGCUUGCUUUGAUUUACUGAUAAUUAUUCGACAAUUUAAAAAAAAAAAAUUGUAAAAAUUCAACUGGUUUUAGAAAGUAUUGUACAUCUACAGAGUCAGUCUGAAUUCGACGGACGAACUUCAGCAGCAGGUUUAUCACGACAAAAUAAGUUUAAAACGAGUAUACGACUAAUGGUCUUCAGCAUUUCCCAAGGCUGGGUGCAUACAUGUCUUUGAAGUUGGUGCUGAAUAACAUUUUUAUUGUAAAUAAUGAAGUAUUUAAGGUAUAGCAGUGGGCGUCUGGAUUAUGUUCAUUUGAAUUAAUAUCUACAACCACCGCAGAAUUUGUCGCGGUAGAAAAAAUUAUUUCUUUGAAAUAAUUGGGACAGUGCCAUGCCACAAAAUGUGGGGGAAAAAAAAAAAAAAAAAAAAAAUUAACUCCUAAUUAUUUUAAUGAAAUAAUUUUGCUAGUUACAAAAUUUGCGAUGGUUGUAGAACUUCAUCCUCGUUCAAAUAAACACAAUCCAGAUUCCCAGUGCUCCUCCAUCUUAAAUACCGUCUCAAUUAAUUACAACAAAAUUAUUGUUCGGCACCAACUUCAAAGAUGUAUACAAGCCUUGGAAAGCACUUUUAUACCAUUAUUCGUAUGUUUUCAAUUUAUUUUGUUGUGAUGAACCUGCAGCUGAAGUUUCUAGGUCGGAUUCAGACUCAUUACAUGUAUGUAUGUAUGUAUGUAUGUAUGUAUGUAUGUAUGUAUGUAUGUAUGUAUGUAUGUAUGUAUGUAUGUAUGUAUGUAUGUAUGUACGUACGUUAAUAUACUGAAUUAUAAUCCAUUAAAUGACGUGUAUAGAACACACAAAGUGCUACAUGCAAUGAAGUCUGAAGCUGCAGGCCUGCUCAUAUAAUUAUUAUAUUUGUAUAAAACUCGACAACUUUUUUUAAAAAAAAAAAUUGUGAAUUUUAAUCACGAUUAUGAAUAUUUUUUUCGAUUCAACCUAUUUGGGGAGUUAGCCAUAACAGUUCAGUUGAUUAAAUAAUAUAAAUACGCUCAUCACUGACUCUUAACGCUGUUACAACCUACUAGUAUUCAGCAGCCAACUGAAUCGCGAGAUCCCUAUAAAAGACGGACUCAAACAUGGCAAAAAAAAAAGAAAACUGUGGUUCUUGUUUGUAACUGCGACACACGAGUGUGAAAACGCGCAGCCAUUGUUGUUAAGCGUGGUUCUCGACGAUGGCUUGUUUGUCGUCCACAUCGUCAGUUUUGUGUCGAGAAAGGCAGUAUUAUUAUUUUUUUGACGGCGUUAUCAGCUUUGACUUGCGCUAUCGCGGGUCCGUCGUGCAGGCGUCAUGCGCGUGGCAGUCGCGGUGGUGUGUGCUCGCUCUGCUCGUGACCAGUUUCCUCUGGCGCGUGGGAACUGGCCCGCGCGCUCGUGUGUAGACCCGGGCAUGAGUGUCGUGGGGCGGAUGUGCCGUGUUCUGGCGGGAGCAGGCAGCGAUGUGAAAAUUGCUCUUUCAAUCACACGGCCAUAAGAUUAACUCAAGUGCUCUCUCAUGCUCAAAAAACAAAGCACAAAAGGUGUCUUCAAUAUGGCGCAAACAAACAACCUUUCUUGGCUUCACUUUCUUGCUACCCCAGGCCUGGUUGGUUGGGUCGCCAGUCCGCUGCCUUGCGCGUAGAGGCGACGAGACGUACAGUGCACCAGCAAAUGUCACUCUUGGUGCAUCUGUGCUACUGCACGUCGAGCGAUGUUUAGGAACAGACGGCCACCAAAACUGUUAUAGAUUAUAAAACAUUUUAUGUAUUAAUGCUUAACGUAAAUAAAUAGUACUGAUCAGAAAACUAAAUAAAAAUUUCAAAAAUACAUUGUCUUAUUUUGAGAAAUUCUACUUUGUGGUUAGUUACCUUCUUCACUCGAAAUUUCAAGCGUUCAUCAGUAUUAAGUUAGGGUUUGGCUCAAGAAAAUAUACACAUUUGAACUACUUGUAUCAGAGCCAAAAAAAAAAAUAUAUAUGGUUUACAUUCAUUGGUUCUUUUGUGACUUCGAGUCACAUUUUUAUGACAUAAAUGUUUAAAUUGCUUGAAAAGAGACUUUACUUACAGCUGACUUGAAUUCGCUGAUGAAGUCGUCCUAGCCCAAUCGAUACCUGUGAAAAAUGCAGCAACGAGGUCUAAAGUAUUAUUAUUAUUUAAGAUUUUGAUCUUAGCGUUGCCUUUGAUAAUUAUCUCAAUUAGUAAUAAUAGAUUAUUUUCUAUUCGUAACACAAAAUUAAAUAUUUUGUCUUAUGAUAGAUGGUAUGAAUAGUAGUUAUGAUCAUUACAAUUAAUUUUAGCGAUAUAGAUUAUAUGUAUUGUCCAUUAAAAUUAAUUUCAAAUUGGUAACUGGGUGGUUGUGUAAUGUCGCGAAAAUCUUGUACGUAGUUCAAAUGCUUGAAACCAAAUAGCUUGAUAGUUAACCCUCGCCUGUCGCCGAUGCUAUGACAGUAGUAGUCUGGUACCUAUCGGUGAUACGGGAACAGCUUAUGGGAAGUGCACUGUAUCAUGCAUCUCCAGAGCUGCGUGGUGACCAAACAAGCUGCCGCAAUAGCACCCUUUGGACCGCCUGACGCACGUCGUCUUUAUCGAGUCUGCAAAUAUCUGCUGUCGACUUGUUUGCUCCGCGGACAGACCUCCGAGGACAUUGUAACGGCGCCACUGGUAUAUGCUGUGUGCGCAUUUCCUGUAUUCGGCUCUUUGGUACAUGCCGUGUCCGCAUUUACUGAACACGACUCUUUGGUACAUGCCGUGUCCGCAUUUAUUGUACACGACUCUUUGGUACAUGCCGUGUCAGCAUUUACUGAACACGACUCUUUGGUACAUGCCGUGUCCGCAUUUACUGAACACGACUCUGUGGUACAUGCCGUGUCCGCAUUUACUGAACACGACUCUGUGGUACAUGCCGUGUCCGCAUUUACUGAACACGACUCUGUGGUACAUGCCGUGUCCGCAUUUACUGAACACGACUCUUUGGUACAUGCCGUGUCCGCAUUUACUGUAAACGACUCUUUGGUACAUGCCGUGUCCGCAUUUACUGUAAACGACUCUUUGGUACAUGCCGUGUCCGCAUUUCCUGUAAACGACUCUUUGGUACAUGCCGUGUCCGCAUUUCCUGUACUCGGCUCUUUGGUACAUGCCGUGUCCGCAUUUACUGUAAACGACGCUUUGGUACAUGCCGUGUCCGCAUUUACUGUAAACGACGCUUUGGUACAUGCCGUGUCCGCAUUUCCUGUACUCGGCUCUUUGGUACAUGCCGUGUCCGCAUUUACUGUAAACGACGCUUUGGUACAUGCCGUGUCCGCAUUUACUGUAAACGACUCUUUGGUACAUGCCGUGUCCGCAUUUCCUGUACUCGGCUCUUUGGUACAUGCCGUGUCCGCAUUUACUGUAAACGACGCUUUGGUACAUGCCGUGUCCGCAUUUACUGUAAACGACGCUUUGGUACAUGCCGUGUCCGCAUUUCCUGUACUCGGCUCUUUGGUACAUGCCGUGUGCGGAUUUACUGAACACGACUCUUUGGUACAUUUGCCGUGUGCGCGUUUCCUUUACACAACUUUGACGCAUAAUUUUUGAUCAUUUUUGUACGCAAUUUUAUGGGCCAGUCUAUAUUUUCAUAGGCUUCGGAAUAAACAAACACCGAGUCGGUUACUACAUAAGUGAUGGGUAACCCACUAUGUUUUGGACGUCUGAUAUUUUAACCCUGUCUAUAUUUUAUAUACAUUUUGAAGUGAAACUUAUUUUCUGAGGGCUACAUUUUUCUAGCGUUACGAUAAUUCCGAUCGCAUGAGGGGGAACCGGUAGAGCAAAGAGUGCGUCAGUGACGACGCCACUCCAACGCAUGGUCUAGCGGUCGAAUGGGAAGAUGGAGAAAGAGGUGAAGGGAAAGGUACACCGCGGAGCAUGCUGUAUGCUAGUAGUAACGGCCAGAAGGGGAUAUGGCAGGGAAGAGGUAGAAAUGACGCAGCAGUUAUGCUAAAGAAUUCUCGUAACGCUGCUUGUGUUUGUCCACUCAGUUUUCGCAACGGCGAACUAUUAAAAGCUACCUACCAAAUAUAUUUUAUUUAAACUAUCUACAAUUUAUUUAUUCGUGUGGAAAAUAGUUAAUUAGUGCAAUUAACUUUAUAAAUAUCAUUCUUUUUUAUGUAAAUAGUGUGAUUGAAAAUGUAAAAAAGACUUAUAGACUUAGGCUUUUUAAGUGUAAUUAAUUUAUGCUAUGUGAACAUUGUGAUUUGAAAGUCGAAAGGACGUAUAGACCGUUGAGAUAAGACUUAUAAGUGUAAUUUAUGUUCGAUUCAAGUGGUUUUUUGUUGAUUCAUUUUAUUCAGCUGGAGAUCGUGAUUUAACAUCAUGCCUAAAAUUAAUAAAAAAAAGUCGAAGGCGGUACGAGGUGUUAUCAAAGUCAAUGUGGGAAUAAACGGCCAAAAGAGGCCCAAACACGUGCUAGUGAACCGAUGCGAGAGUACAGGACGCGGAAAAAGGCAUUUUUUUUUUAUUUCCGAUCAUACCCGUGUCCGUAUUAUUCUCAAUUAUUAUUUCUUGUUCGAUUAAAAAAUACUAAUAGUUUAUCUAUAUCCCUAAUAAGCAAGAAGUUUCACUUCUAUCGCGCUUGGACUCUACGUAUAUGUAUGUAUGUGUGUGUAUGCAUAUAUAGGCUAUGUAUAUAUACAUAUACAGGUUAAUUAUAAAGUCCGUGAAACAUUUCAUAAAAUCGGUACAGCGAAAUGGAAAAGAAUAACGUAACAAAUUAUAUACCGCGUGAAACAACAACUCUCAAAGUUUUUUUUAAUGUAGCGCCAAAAAGCUAUUUUAAAAAACAACCGACAGGGGCGCUAGUGCAUAUAGUUGCUGAAAAUGGCUGCGAACCAGGCAGAGAAAACCUUUUGUGUGCUUGAAUACGCCCGUAGCGAAUCGGUAGUGAGUGUCCAAAGAGGUUUCCGUGGCAAGUUUAACAAAACACCACCAGUUUACAAUAGCAUAAUGAAGUGGUACAAGAAAUUCGAGGAAGACGGCUGUUUGUGCAACGCAAAACGGUCGGGUCGGCCAGGCGUGUCACAACAGACAGUGGAUUGUGUACGGGACGUGAUGGUGCGGAGUCCCAAGAAGUCAACUUAUCGGGCUGGUGCAGAAUUGAAUUUCCCUCAGCCAACUGUGUGGAAAAUUCUUCGUAAGCGAUUAAGAGUGAAGCCGUACAAAUUGCAGCUUCUGCAAGCCAUCAGCCAAAAUGUCAAAAAGGCUCCGACUGCAUUUCUGCAUUGCCAUGCAGAACUGUCUUGAAGACGAUGACUUUGCAAGCAAAUUAAUCUUCAGUGACGAAGUGGGGGACAGAGAAUCCACAUGCAACUCUCGAACACGUCCGAGAUUCGCCAAAAGUUAACGUGUUCUGUGCCAUGUCAAACAAGACAGUUUAUGGCCCCUUCUUCUUCGCUGAGAGAACUGUCACUGGUAUCACCUACCUCGACAUGCUGCAAUUGUGGCUUAUGCCACAACUUGAAGCUGAUAGCAGGGACUUCAUCUUCCAACAAGAUGGUGCUCCACCUCAUUACCACAAUGUGGUACGAGAUUAUCUGAAUGAGACGUUGCCACAUCGCUGGAUGGGCCGUGGGGCGGCCGCUGACCAAGUGCUACUCCCGUGGCCACCGCUAUCACCGGAUUUGACACCUUGCGAUUGUUUCUUGUGGGGAUAUAUGCAGGAUAGUGUUAAUGUUCCACUUCUACCACAGAACCUUGACGAAUUGAGACACCGCAUCGUAGUAGCUGCUCUUACCAUCACUCCUGAUAUUCUGGGUCGGGUAUAUGCAGAAUUAGACUAUAGAUUAGAUGCGUGUCGUGUGACGCAAGGUGGACACGUAGACCAUUUAUAAUUAGUGGGAAAAAAACUUUGAGAGUUUUUCUUUCACGUGGUAUAUAAUUUGUUAUAUAAUUCUUAGCCAUUUCACUGUACCGAUUUUUGGAAAUGUUUCACGGACUUUAUAAUUAUCCUGUAUAUGUAUAUGUGUGUGUGUGUGUGUGUGUGUGUGUAUAUAUAUAUAUAUAUAUAUAUAUGGGGUAGGUAUUAUAAAGUGACACCGACGAUAUAGUAAAAAAAAUUAUAUUGACAUCUACAUACAUUAGUUCGGCUUCAAUCGCAAAGUUUGUUGCAUUUUAUGCCGUUGUUUUUACCUAGGACAGUUUCGAUGGAUGUUCCACUUUGUAAACGGAAAUGAGUGUUUUGCAGCAAGUUUUGCCGCUAGAUAUACGCUACACGUGAUCUGCUCUUCAUAAUUAACUUGUUUUCCUGACUUAAUUGCUUGUGUUUUUUCAACUGUACAGAUUUUGAGUUGACGUGAGCUUGUACUGAUGGGUUACGCAUAUGGAAUAGCCAUUAUAGUUGGAAUAAAUGCUUUAGCUCUGUAACUGUUGGAGCGGUAAGUGCGAUUUGGGAUAUUACUGGGUUAACAACACUCCUGCUAUCAUGUGAAGGUGUAAAUGUCAGGAUGUUUGUAACUCAAUCGCGUCUUUUAUUAUUAAAAAAAAAAAUUAUGACUUUUGUAACAAAGGUAACCUAUAUAUUUAAUAGUAAAUAUCUUGCUUUUCCGCCCAUAAAAAGCACAGUUCCGCAGUGAACAGCCAUUACAUUCAGGUUACAAAGAUAAGGCGCUGCAUUCUGAGGCUGACGGUGCCACUGACAUAAGUCUCAUAUAUAAAAUGAGCAUUUCUCCACCAGAAGAUGAAACUAGGAAAAAUAAAUUAAGUAAUUCAAAAGCUUUGAACUGUGGCUUCAAACUCGCAACUUUUAUACUUCCAACUUUUUUUUUCAAGGGCAAUAUAAAGUGGGAAAUGUAUCCUGAAACCUCUUCCGCUGAUCACCGUGUUGGCCUGCAUAAAUAAUGUUCAAUUAUUCUCUUCUUUCGUAACCGAGUCGAACAAGUGUGACAUUUAUUUGUAAAUGCAUUUUGACUUUUUAAAAGUACGAGAAUGCAUUAAAUGCAUUGCAUCUAGUAUGUAUUGAAAUAACUCCACAUACCUUUAAACAUUAUUUUAAUCCAGGAAUGAAAUAAUGACAUUUUUCCCCCCUUAAUUAUUUUGUACAUAAUAAAACCUUACUUAAUGUUUAAAAAAUUCUGCAUAAAUCAAUUUAGUAUUAAUGAUUAGAUAGGAUACCAAAUUGCUUAAUACCUCUGCAAAAAUAGUAUGAGGAGUUUCCCAACGUAUUAGUGUGAUUCAAAAAUUAUGCAAAUUGAAUUGUGUCAUUGAAAAGAAUUGUUUAAACGUUUCAGAGUUGAAAAAGUAGCACAUUUAAGGCUGCAAAAAGUUUGACGUAGACCACUGGAGCCCUUAGUGUGCAAUUAUACAAAUGAGUGUUAUCAAGUAAAAUCAUACUUAUAUAUAUACAUAUACAUAUUAUAUAUAUAUAUAUAUAUAUAUAUAUAUAUAUAUUCGCGAUAGGGAUGAGAGUAAUAUUUCAAGAUGGUUUUACGUCUUUUUUUUUAUCCGCAAGCGAAAAGCAACCGGCCUGAGCAGUAAAAGCGGUUCUUCGGUCAAACGCAUUGCGGACAGUCCCCGCCAAACGCCUUUGUUGUCGGCUGACGGUUUAUUGUAAUUUAUCCGCUGGAGUGACUGGGAAUGCCACACGUCCUGGCCGUGUACCGGUGUGCAGGCGUGUUGACUGAUGGGCUCUGUGAACGUCACGCCCGUUGGCACUGGCAAAUAUGAUCGCACAGAUGAUUGCGACGAUCGUACUUUGCAGGCCAUCCGCUUUCUGGUUAAGUCGGGGUGAAAAUCGGGGCAAAGUCCGGGAAGUUGAAAAUUGGUCAGGGAAAUUCGAGGAAUUUACUUUGAAUCCUGGUGAAGUCACGGAAAUUCCCCGGUGAUAAUAAUUUGAGAGGAAAAUAUAUUCCAGUCUGCCAUCACUCAGACUGAAUUUUUUUUUCGGAUGGUGUUUUAUUUUAUUGUAUAGUCAUACACUAUAAACUGACAUAGGUUGUGUUUGAACUAGUUAAGCUGUGGAGGCUGUAUUUUCAUUUCUUUAAGAAAAUUGCCAGACCUGUAAAAGUCAGGGAAAUUUGUAAUUUUGGUGACGGAGCGUUAAGGAAAUGUUAUAUAGUUGUGUGGCCACCCUGCUUCGAUGCUCGGGUCCGAGCUGUGACCCCGUGCACCAGGGUGCUCACGGCAGGACGAGUCUGCGUCGGUUCCCCGUUACCUUCCGCGCGAGGACUACACACCAGCCAGUCCUGCCCCGAGAGGGAGGUGUCCACAAGUGAAGAACCCCGAAGCCAGAGUCUGAGGGCGGACACGUCACAUCAUCACAGGUGUAGACAGGAACGUCGGAACGUUUUCAUGAUUGGGGGAGCGAAAAGAUGUAUCACUUACCUCAGUCCUAGAGCGGGGGAUGGCCCUCCCCCGGAAAAUUUUGGAAUUUUAGAUGCAAAAUUGUGCUAUUUAAAGAGUUUCCGAACCAAAAUAUUAAAUAUACCAUUCCAAGAAUUUGAUGACGUAGUAUGUAUUAAAUACUACUCUGACAGUAGAUGUAGUACAAUUUAAAUAAAAUACUAUCUAGGAAUUAGCAAUCAUUUUACAGUAUAUUGACAAUCAUAAAUUUGAUUUUCUAAUCAAUGUGAUUACCAAUGCAACGUUUGUAACUACUGGUUGAGAAAAAUACUACUAGGACCAAACAUUUAUUCAGGGAAAAGGAGGGGGGCGAAAUGCUACUCUCGCCCCCCCCCCCCAUGCAUAACAGCACGGGGGCGACUCGCCCCUGCUGCCCCCCCCCCUGUUCCGACGUCCCUGGGUUUAGAUAUUCACGUGAUACAUCAUACGACAAUAUUACAGGAUUAAAAUCUUCAAUAACGUAACAGUUAUUGAUAAAUAAACUUAUUUUCACACACGUGCGUGUAUAUAUGUAUGUAUGUAUAUAUAUAUAUAUAUAUAUAUAUAUAUAUAUAUAUAUAUAUAUGGCCUUUAAUCACCGCAGGACCUGCCUUGAUAUUUUUAAAUAACUAGGUUUUUAAGGACCGUUUUAUAAAGAACAGUACAAGUUAUUCUAAGCGCGUUUCGUAAAACGUUUGAGUUUUAGCCUAUCAGCACUCACAAUGAAUUAAUGAAUGUGUUUGUCUCGUCUUUAGAGACGGUUGAAGGGGGAGGGGGGAUGUGUGAUGGGAGAGUUAUUAACGGAACGGAUCCGUGAGAGUAAAUGGGGGUACUCGGAGAACCAGCGCAAUCAAGCAGCCGCACGCGAAGAAAGUCCCGCGCGUAGCGACGGCAACAGUUACCAGCCCUGGGGCGUCGACAGUACCCGGAGUCCAAGCCUUGCGGCUGGGCUUCGGUUGAUGGAAUUAUUUCUGAUGAAUCCUCACUGCUUUGAGGGUCCCGCCUACCUGGACACACGCACGGUAUUCAGAAGUGAUAUAAUAACUCAAUAUAUCCAAGUGUAGCCAUAAAGAUUGCGUGAUAGUCAACAGCCUUAUACUUAGAGGCGACACCUCGCUAGAAGAACCAGCGAGCAUCGCUCUUACCAUCCCGCCUCUCUAACACACAUACACACAAAAACUAGAUAGGCCUCUAAAGUCUGUUUUAAUCUCAGUAUUAGUUAUUUUUGUUUCCAUUAUUAGUAACUAUUAAAAAUAGAAAUAAUUCCUUUAAAUAGCUCUCUGGCAUUUGUUGUUGUGUGAGAAAAUUUCUCUCUAGAUAUUUGCUAAACGUUAUUUUCAAGCAGUAAAAUUCCACGCAUGUAAUACCAAUUAUGGAAAAUUAUGUGCAUUUUUACCAUUAUUGGAUAAUUUUUGGUAAAUAUAGGUCUGGAAUGGAUAUAGAAAUUUAAUAAAUGCAGUUGUGUGCAUUACCUAAUAUUUACACUAUUCAUUAAUUUGUGACAAUUUAACUGUCUGUCCACAUUAUGUCCACAAUUCACUCUCCCCCACUGGAGCUCGGCUCGACGGUGGCUCUAUCUACUGCUGGUCUCUUACCGCGUGCCUCUGUCCCAGCACACCGCCUCGCACUACUCACUUCUCGUUCACGAAGUCCGCCCUCGCCGUCCGCCAGCGCUCACCAAGGGGCCCACUGUCCUGUCCUCGCAGGACGCUCCCGAGGACUUGCCUGUGUUGCCAUCAGCCUCUUGUCAUUCUAACAUCUGGAAAGGUCUCGAAGCUCUCCGAAGUGUCGCGUCAUCACUCGAAGCUCCGGGAACAAUAGCGUUCUAGUGGCACAGGGGCUCUGGAACCCUCUUGAAGCGGGGAGAGAGGCGGCGCUCCUAAUCGGAUUACGGCAGAGUGUAGGGGGGAGGGGACCUCUCUGUGGGAGGUGGGGGCCCUCCCUGGACCCCCCCCCCCCCCCCUGCUGGCCGGCCUGCCUCGUGUGAGGUUGAGCGCGGUGACCACAGACACCGCGUGGUGACACCUGAGGUCUCUGCUGGCAGGCUAAACACGGAGCAUGCCCUGGCACUGUGUGUGAACCGUCCGACCGGGCAGUGUUCACCAGAAUAUCUAGUAAUACUGUUCCGUGUGAACCACUAGAGCACAAGAAUAUUUGUUACAUGCUGCACUGUGUGUUCUAAGCAAAAAGAGACCUUUCUAGGAAUUAGUCAUACUAACAUAAGAAUAAGUUGUCAUGAGCCAAAUGAUCUGCAUGAAAUGUGAAAGUUUACAACAUAAAUUAAUUCCAGUCUCGCACUUUCUUACCCAUUCUCGUAUCUAUAAAUCAGAAACAGAAAAUGAAAAUGGGAAGCUAUAUUACGAAACGCGAUGGUAGGUGUGUAGAUUUCCGCUCUCGAUUUGUUAAUGCACGCUGGGAGAAACUUAAAGUUAGCCGUUACGGGAAGGGACUUGUUUUUUGGAAAGUUGAUGUCCCAAGUACAACGCUCAUCCUUCCCACAUUCUGCACGUGCGUCAUUAAGGAGUUCAAUCCGCAGAUACUGGCCUCCAAGCAUGCCCUAUCGCCGUGGUCUGUGCCCGCCAGCAUGUCUCGCAUGCCGCAACGCGGCAUGAGCAGCAGAUAUCGACUCGCCAGUUGCGCCAUCAUCACGGAGAGUUGCGAUAACCCGCGAUUGGUACGACCACUAUUGCUAUUUAGAUAGUCUACGUUUAUUGCAAGAAGUUCCUUCGGUCUGUUUCUGCCAUGGGGUUGCAGUCAACAGCACAAGUCGAUAUCGCCCAUCGCCACUGACUGUCGAACUGUCGCCUCUACCUUCUGGUCCAUCGGCCGUGAGGCAUGGGAUGCACUCUGGUACCUCGAGUGGCAGAACGUGUGUGUGUGUGUGGUCCUUGACGACGGAGCCAGAUCUGGAC
Messenger RNA from Bacillus rossius redtenbacheri, 11717 nucleotides. RefSeq lists its product as uncharacterized. Bases 2965 to 4032 code for a protein of 355 amino acids. The record is from RefSeq and is a predicted model, not a curated record. The transcript is spliced from 2 exons. Lineage: Eukaryota; Metazoa; Arthropoda; Insecta; Phasmatodea; Bacillidae.